CUGUCCUGCAUCGGCUACUGUGUAGGCCUGGGGAACGUCUGGCGUUUCCCCUAUCGAGCCUACACCAACGGAGGAGGCUUCCUCCUUACAGGUGGGUCGGGGGUGGCCACAGACAACUCUGGAAUGACUUGCUUCCCGGCACUGCUCUCUCUGAAUGAAUCUAUAUAGAAUUGCAGGGAAGGUAUCUAAUUGGCCUGCCUCGGGAUGUGUGCCCAGGAAGGGGUGGGCAGGGGUUGGCUGGUGUGACUGGCAGCACUUCCAGAGCCAUAUGGUGGUGGGCAGUCCUGUAAAGGAGCUGGCUGCUGAUAUGAGAAGAAAAGGGGAAGGGAUGCUGGGCACACGAGACCAUAGGAGGCAGCCACAAGCAUCUGAGGUGGCGCUGGGGAGAGGCGAGGGGCAGCAGACUGGAGCCAUGUUCUGCAGGGCAUUGAUUUCUGUACUGAGGGGUUUGUACUUUCUCUGGCAGGGAAUGCACUUAUUCAUUCACUCAUUUGUUCAUUCAUUCACUCAAUGUCUGCUCUGAGCCCAGUCCUGGCCUGGGCGCUGGGGCUACAGAGGCGCCUUCCUUGUGCCCUACUUCCUCAUGCUGGCCAUCUGCGGCAUCCCCCUCUUCUUCCUUGAGCUCUCUCUGGGCCAGUUCUCCAGCCUGGGACCCCUGGCUGUCUGGAAAAUCAGCCCCCUCUUCAAAGGUGCCGGCGCAGCCAUGCUGCUCAUCGUGGGCCUGGUGGCCAUCUACUACAACAUGAUCAUCGCCUACGUCCUCUUCUACCUCUUCGCCUCCCUCACCAGCAACCUGCCCUGGGAGCACUGUGGCAACUGGUGGAACACGGACCUCUGCCUCGAGCACAGAGGCUCCAAGGACGGCAACGGGGCCCUGCCCCUCAACCUCACCAGCACCGUCAGCCCCAGCGAGGAGUACUGGAGCCGCUACGUUCUCCACAUCCAAGGCAGCCGGGGCAUCGGAAGUCCUGGGCAGAUCCGCUGGAACCUCUGCCUUUGCCUGCUGCUUGCCUGGGUCAUCGUGUUCCUCUGUAUCCUCAAGGGUGUGAAGUCCUCGGGCAAGGUGGUGUAUUUCACGGCCACGUUCCCCUACCUCAUCCUGCUCAUGCUGCUGGUCCGUGGAGUCACCCUCCCAGGGGCCUGGAAGGGCAUCCAGUUCUAUCUCACCCCUCAGUUCCACCACCUGUUGUCUUCCAAGGUGUGGAUCGAAGCUGCUCUUCAGAUCUUCUACUCCCUGGGUGUGGGCUUCGGGGGGCUCCUCACCUUUGCGUCCUACAACACGUUUCACCAGAACAUCUAUAGAGACACCUUCAUCGUCACCCUGGGCAACGCCAUCACCAGCAUCCUGGCUGGCUUUGCCAUCUUCUCCGUGCUGGGCUACAUGUCUCAGGAGCUGGGUGUGCCUGUGGACCAAGUAGCCAAAGCAGGCCCUGGCCUGGCCUUUGUCGUCUAUCCACAGGCCAUGACCAUGCUGCCUCUAUCGCCCUUCUGGUCCUUCCUCUUCUUCUUCAUGCUGCUGACUCUUGGCUUGGACAGCCAGUUUGCCUUCCUGGAGACCAUUGUGACAGCUGUUACAGAUGAGUUCCCGUAUUACCUGCGGCCCAAGAAGGCUGUGUUCUCAGGGCUCAUCUGCGUGGCCAUGUACCUGAUGGGGCUGGUCCUCACCACGGAUGGGGGCAUGUACUGGCUGGUCCUUCUGGACGACUACAGCGCCAGCUUCGGGCUAAUGGUGGUGGUGAUCACCACGUGCCUCGCUGUCACCCGGGUGUAUGGCAUCCAGAGGUUCUGCCGGGAUAUCCACAUGAUGCUGGGCUUCAAGCCGGGCCUCUACUUCAGGGCCUGCUGGCUGUUCCUGUCCCCGGCCACGCUCCUGGCCCUGCUGGUGUAUAGCAUCGUCAAGUACCAGCCCUCAGAAUAUGGCAGCUACCGCUUCCCAGCCUGGGCGGAGCUGCUGGGCAUCCUGAUGGGCCUGCUGUCCUGCCUCAUGAUCCCAGCCGGCAUGCUGGUGGCUGUGCUUCGAGAGGAGGGCUCGCUCUGGGAGGUGAGUCUGCCCCACCCCUGCCUGCUCCCAGCCCCCCAACCUGUGGCCCUGCCCUGGGCCCAACCUCUAGAACAGAAAACACGUCUGCUCCAAUACCUUUUCCAGGGCCUGCAGGAUUCUUUUAACUGGGAAGAGCAUUUUUUUCUAACCAGUAGCCUGGGCUAUGAAUCAGCUCAGAUCUGCUUGGUCUGUGGCAGGCUCUGGGGCCGGAGUCCUGUCCUGUGGCCCCUCCCACCACCCGGGGCCCCUGGCAAGGGAGGGGCACAAUCCAAAGACCAUGGAUACUGGCCAGUGCCCACGUGUCUUGGGGGAACCUGAAAGGACAAGGGACUUAUCCAAGGUCCCAUGGUGAGUUGGGCAGGGGUCAGGACGUGAACUCGGGUCGCUAGCUUCCCUGUGGAACUCAGGGUCAGAAGCAACACUGAAGGACCCCAGGCGUGGGCUGUCACCCUCCUCCGGUGACAGGGAGCCCUGCCCACGGCCAGGGUUUUGUGGAGAGACCCAGAAAGCAUACAGAGUGCAAGCUGUUUGGUGUGGGAUUCUGCAGGCUCGGAGCGGGGGAAUGGGGACCCUUUGUGGGUCAGUGGACAUGCUGGGAUGCUGUGCAGCUGCUGGAGAUCCACCCCCUCUCUGAGCCUCAAGUGCCCUCUGUACACUGAGCCCUCCAUUUCUUCUUUUUUUUAAAAAUUUUUUAAUUUAAUGUAUUUUUUUAUAGAGCAGGUUUUAAUUAUUUAUCUAUUUUAUACAUAUUAGUAUAUAUAUGUCAAUCCCAAUCUCCCAAUUCAUCCCACCACCACCCCCCCACACUUUCCCCCCUUGGUGUCCAUACGUUUGUUCUCUACAUCUGUGUCUGGGCCCUCCACUUCUGAGGCCGUGGGUGUGGAGUCCUCUGGUGGCAAGAGGCUGUCAUAGUGAGCGGAGCUGAGUGAGCCUGCUAGGGCCCAGAGACCGCCUUGGGACACACACACACACCAUCAGAGGUGUGCUGGAGCCCCUAGUACUGCUCCAUGAGAGCUAAUUGUUAAAUAUUCAGGAAUACCGGGACCCAGUUGUUAAACCAUUGAGAGCUUGAAAUUGACAAGGGUGGGGAUAAUUACAACAGUGAGAUUGGCUACAAAUCAGGGCUCCUGUGCCCCUCCACCCAUCCCCAGCCUGCUAACCAGCUCACUACUGCCCAGCCCCCUACCUCAUACACCUCCACUGUUCCUUGGCUGUCCCUUGCCCCACCUUCCAGCUUCUGGAGGGAGGCUCAGAGCCCUUCCCUGGCAGAAGUGCGCUGUGGUCACACUGCGCAGAUCACAGGGGAGUCCUGGAGUCCAGCCACUGCUCUGCCUCCAACUGCUGUACGACUUGAGGCAAACCCCUUUCCUUUUCUGAACCUCAGGAGCCCCACCUGUGCUGCUAAAGGAAACUUGUCUCCUUGUUGAGAGCCAGGGUGUCUGCGAAGGGAAGGAGGAGGGCUCCAGCUCCCAGGAAGCUCAUGGUUCCCAAGCCUUGCUUUGCCUCCCUCCUGUCCUGCUGCCACCGCUGCCCACAGCCAGGCGGAGGGGACAGGUUGUUGGGGGAUCGGUGAGCCCCACAGAGAAGUCAUUGCCCCACUCAGGGGUGCCACCUUCAGAGACCAAGCUUCCCAGCACUGACACACUAGGAUCGGAAUCCUGGGUCUGCCACUUGCCAGCUUUGUGACCCUAAGCAAGUGAACGCACCUCUCUGAACCUUGCUUUCUCAGUCCUUAAAAUGAGGACGGUGAUCCUUACCUGUCAGGGGAGAUACCGUGAUCACAAAGGUGGUUCUGCAGUGCGCGGCUCAUCCAUUGCACUCUGAUGUGCUGAUCCCUGCGAUUUCCCCAAACGUGGGAAACCCGACUGCAGAAUUUGUAGUAGUGGGGGACUGCGUUUGUGCUUUCCCCUAAAGAAAAAAAAAAAGAAAAAAAAUGAGUACAGUGAUAACUGCCCGUAUGGUUGCUGUGAGAAGAAAAAAAGCUCAUCAACGAAGUCAGUACUGUGACAGGCAGAAAAGCAGGGUAUUUUUAAAGUUCAGGAUGGGGUCAAGACUGCCUGGAUUCAAAUGCCACACCACCGCUUCCCACCGGUGUGACCUUGGCCAACUUAACUAAUGUCUCUGAGCCGUACUUUCAGACAGCAUCUGUGUGUGGGGCGGUGGAGGUAAUAAUAAUACCCCUCUCAUAGGGAUAGUGCAAGGAUUAAAUAAGCCCAUACUCAGCACAGAGCUGGGACCCGGUGAGUGCUCAGUUCUAAGCUGGAGGGUUCUCACCUCAAAAUCAGGGGUGAUUUUGCCCUCAGGGCACCCUUGGCAAUGUCUGGAGACAUUUUUGAUUGUCCUGAGAGGGUGGGGUUGGAGGGGGAAUGCUACUGGCAUCUAGAGGUCAGGGAUCCUGCUACACAGGGUUCAAUGGGCAGAACACCUCCUAGGCCACAAUGUCAGUGGUGCUCUCAGGUUGAGAAACCUUGGUCUAGGCACUAGUGUGCAGCUGUAAACAAAUCUAAGUCCUUAAAUUCAGGGAGCUUGUAUUUUAAUGCGGGAGACGGACAAUAAACAAACAAACACAUGAAGGCAGUGGUAAGUGCAAUACUUAAAAACAAAACAAAACCUAACAAAACCAGAGUACAGGAAUAGAGAGUGAUGGAGGACGGUGUUCUGGCCAGGGUGACCAGGGGAGACCUCUCUGAGGAGGUGACAGAGACCUGACGAAAUCGCCAAGGUGAUUGGUUUAGAUGUCUAAGCGGAGAGCAUUCCAGGCAGAAGGACAGUCAGUGCAAAGGCCCUGAGGCAGGAGGGACUGGCACAUUUGAGGUCAGCGAGACUGGAUCAGAGGGGGUGGAGAGAGAGUGGAGGGAGCCAAGAUCACGAAGGUAGACAGGGGUCAGGACAUGGCGACCAUGUGAGCACUUUGGAUUUCAUUCCAAGUGAGAUGACAAGCCUUUGGCAGGUUCCUGAGUGGUGGGAUAACAUUGCUGUCUAUACACUUUAAUGGGCAUCACUGUGCUUUGAGUAUAGAGCUGUGCUAGGCCCCACGCUAAGGGCGUGGCACACAUCAUCUCCCUUGGAAUCUACACCCAGUAGGCUCCACUUAAUGUUGGUUGUCUCCCUUCAUUGAAGAGUUUGGGGCUCUUCUCCCUGGCAGGGCAGGCAGAGGGCUUGGGGAAUUUGGUCUGAGGAAGACAGAACCUUAGAAUGUCCAGGCUUAGUCAUCACCUUAGCUCCCUCCUUCCAUGGAAACUGGAGCUUGGAGAGGGAAAGGUCAGACAUUUGAGUCAGACCCACCAUGGCCACUCUGUCUCCAUCUUCCCAGUGCAUGGCUCUCUCCCCAAAGCUCCCAGCUCUUCAGGACUCAGCAUUUAGGGGAGGGACCCAGAGUGGACUCCUGGACUGCCUGCCAUGUAACCAUAACAACAGCCACCAUUUACUGGGCCUUACUCUGUUCCCAGCACCCUGCUGAGUGCUUCGCCCCAGUGCCUUCCUAACCACCCUUUGAAGGCAUCAUGAUUCCCAAGUUACAGAUGCUGGAAGCAGAGCUUAAAUUCCGUGCCCAAAGGCCACCCAACUUGUGAGUGGCAGUGCAGAAUUCUCCCCAGGCAUGUGACUCACUCCCUUGGGGAAGUGACAGUGCCCCCGCCCUUUCCCCGGGUUGUUGCACAGACUAAUCCAGGUGACGCGGUAAAUGUUUUGCCGGUGACCCUGGAAGCAGUCCCUGAGCCCUGGUUCUCAGCCCUGUGGUUGCUCUGCUGCAGCGGCUCCAGCAGGCCAGCCGGCCAGCCCUAGAUUGGGGCCCGUCGCUGGAGGAGAACCGGACAGGCAUGUACGUGGCCACGCUGGCCGGGAGC
This is a messenger RNA of Balaenoptera acutorostrata (minke whale), 5886 nucleotides long. It is a transcript of the gene SLC6A7, whose product is annotated as solute carrier family 6 member 7. Lineage: Eukaryota; Metazoa; Chordata; Mammalia; Artiodactyla; Balaenopteridae. The coding region runs from base 584 to 2359 and encodes 591 amino acids. Gene Ontology annotation, cellular component: membrane. Gene Ontology annotation, biological process: sodium ion transmembrane transport. Gene Ontology annotation, molecular function: L-proline transmembrane transporter activity. The record is from RefSeq and is a predicted model, not a curated record. The transcript is spliced from 13 exons.